Molecule: messenger RNA, 2199 nt
Organism: Adineta steineri
Lineage: Eukaryota; Metazoa; Rotifera; Eurotatoria; Adinetida; Adinetidae
Source: the annotation of a GenBank genome assembly
AUGGCAUCUUCGUAUUCUCCACCCCUAUUAUAUUUAACGGAUGAUGAUGAUGAAGAUGAAACAGAACAUCAUAUACCACAUAGUAAUUCAUUCACAAGUGCAUUUAGCGAUAAUUUUCCACAUAAAAAACGAAAAUCUACGAAUGCAAAUGUUCGUAUAAAUCCAACAAUAGUUAAUUGGUCUAAACGACAACGACAUGAUAAUUAUAAUCCAAUGCAAACAUCGCAAAGUUUUGAAAAUUAUGAACAUGAUAGAGAAACAACAAUAAAUCAUAAUGAUUAUAUGUAUCGGCAACCUGAAUCUCAUUCAUUUCUUGCUUUCGAUUGGUCAGCUGAAGCACAAACACCUUCAAGAAUCUAUCCAAAUCCUAAUCCUUUAAAUCCACGACUAUCAUCAUUUGCACCACCAUCUAAUAUGAUAAAUGUGGCAAAACGUCAUUUAGAUCAAAUCGAUACAAGUUCAUUGAUUCCAUCUAUGCAUCAAAAUGAUUCAUAUAUACAACAACCUCAAAGAAAAUUAAUCAAUAUACCAAUGUCUUCAAAUUCACCACCACCACCAUUAACAUUACCUUUACCUUCACCAACAUCAUCUAUCAUUCGACCUAUGGCACAACGUGUUCCACCAAGAAAAAAUAUUCCAACAUCUUAUACACAUCCUAGACCGGCACCUUCAUUACCAGUUCAUCAUCAACCGGAAUCCAUCUUUCAAUCAAGAUUUCAUCUAUCAUCUCCUGCUUCAAUAAUAACUCCUGUAACAACACCAGAAAUUCGUCGUCAACCACUUAAUGGUACUGGUAUUCUAUCGGCUUUUUAUGAUUCCAAAUGUUACCGAUGUAAUAUUUGUAAAUUUAAAAGUGACUCAAGUACGGCAAUACUUCAACAUAUUUUUUCUCAUAUAUUCUUUUGUCCUCAAUGUCCAUUUUAUACGUAUUCACAUCAUAGUUUAUAUCAACAUGUUUUCGAAAAACAUAACGUGAAUUUUCAUUGUGAUAAUACCGAUCCAAAAAAUUUAGAUCUACUCUAUGUUACACGUUGUUCCGAUGGAACAUUUGCUUUAUGUAUGGAUACAUCAACACCAACAACGCUAUUAUCGCCAUUACCACCACCACCACCGCUGCCACUACCACCACAACUAGUAACACAACCUGAUGAACAAAUUGUUAGAAAAGCAGCAGUUAAUAAUGAAAAACCUAAACGAAGAACUCCACGAAAGAAAAAGCCAAAAAAGAAAGCAGAAGAUGAUGAUAUCGUAUUUUUAUCAGAGAAACAUGACUUUAAUUCACAACCAUCUACUUCAUUAUCAUUAUCAUCAAUGGCAACAACAAUAGCAGCGAGAAAACCAAUACUAUCAACAGCAGCAACAACACCAAAAAGUCCAGCACCUAAAGAAAAACAAACACAUACAUAUAUUCUAAUGAAACAUCGACGUUGUUAUGCAGUUCGAAAUCCACCAUGUUUACAUGCAUUAACAUUAGAAUAUAAUAUAUGUCGUGAACAUACUAUCAGACAUAUGUGUCAUACACAAAAAAUAUUCAAAAGACGAAACUUUAAAAUAAAAUUACAGGCAAGAAGUCUUAUUAAUGAAAUAGCAAGAUGUUUAAAAAAAGUUGUUAAUAAAAUUGUCAAUUUGGAAGAAAACAGAAAUUCAUCUGACCUUGUAUGUUUACUACCUAAUAAUAUUAUCAGUUCAAUAUUAUCAAUUGAUGAUCUCGAAAGUUUAACAAGUACAUUAAAAUUAAAUAAUAAAUAUGAUAAAUUUCUUGAACAAAAGAAAUUAAAUGAAUCCGAAUAUGUUGUACGUGCAAAUAAUCAUCAUAAUUAUAUAUUAUCAGCAACUGGUAUUAAUAAAGCGAAUCAAUCAUCUUUUGCAUCAUUUCAUACAUCAGCAAAAUCUAGUGAUUCGAUUUUUACAGAAACGAUUAUUGAUUAUGGAAUAGCAUUUAAAGAUAAUACAUAUCGAUUUUUUCAAAAUAAUUAUCGAGAACCGACUGUUCCUGUUUCAAAACCAACAAAAAAGAAAAGUUUAACUCAAUUAUCAAAAGAAUCGACAAAUUGUGAACCUAUGAAUAAUGCUUCAAAUAAAUCACCACGAUGUAUUAAUAUUCCAUCGAUAUCACCAAGACUUGAUCAAAAUAAUAGCUCAAAGACAUCUUCGAAAUCAAAGCCAUCGUUAGCGCCAAGUGUUAUUGUUCUUGACUAA